This is a messenger RNA of Acanthoscelides obtectus, 1768 nucleotides long. The record is from the annotation of a GenBank genome assembly. NCBI's taxonomy places the organism in Eukaryota, Metazoa, Arthropoda, Insecta, Coleoptera, Chrysomelidae.
GAUAAAACCCAAGGUAGACGUACGUAGGACGCACUGUAUCGGUAAGUGUGAAAAUUUUAAAAUUUUAACUUUAAUCAUGGAUUAAACAUCAUCUGAAGACUUCGGCCCAGUGUUAUCUACAUGAUAUUUGUUUAUUUCUCCGUUUGACGCACUUCUCAUCGAGGGAGCGUAGAGGUUAAGUUAUAUAAUAAUCUGGUAAAAGUAGGUUUUGUGUAAUUUUUUCGUCUGACGAUUGUGGGGAAGCACAGCAAUGAUGUAUAAAUGAUGAGAGGAGCAAUUGUAAUGUUUCCUGCCAUAAGCCCUACACUGCCUUCAGAAAUGUCUUGAGGUUAGAGUUUUGUCAAUGAUUAUUCAUAUUCUGUCCCACUGAUCGAUUAGUAGUUUUAGGUCCCAUAGUUAGCAGAGGCAUUAAAAGAAACUUCUGUAGAUCAAUAAUAGGGUUGCAAGGAAUAAGAUUUUUAACUUGAUGUAACCCUAUGAAACAGAUAUAUUCAUUACAAAGAAGUUCCAAGAGCAACAAGAUAAAAUUCUCCUCAUAUAUUAAAAAGCAAGAUCUUUCCAUUUAUCUAUCAAGCUUCGUACAUUGAAAAUUAUCUUGUAUGACUGAUGCUUUUUUCCAAGGGUAUCAAAAAUAUGCAAUAAUUUGUCUUCACUGCUACUCUAGAAUAGCAUUUUUCUUACUCUACAUGGUACCUAUAUCCUUAGGACCUCUGCUCUGUACCUUUUAUAAAAAUAUAUAUAUGGUAGGAUUUAUAAUUCUGUAAAUAUUGCAGAAUUGCAAAAAUUGUUUUGGAUAAAUUUUUUAUUAGUUUUUUUUUUCUGGAACUUCACCAUUAGAUUUUUCAUUGCAAUUCUUACAUUUUUUAUCAGUCCUCUAACUUUUGCAUAAAUACAUAAUGUGCCUAAACGAACCAAAAAAGUCAUUCAGUGUCACAUUUAAUUGUCCCUUUAAGUUUAUGCUUCUUCUGAGUAAUUGAUAUCACAAUUCUUAGACAGUAUUGUUUUGCUUUUUUAAGGUUUUCAAGGUUUGUUUGUUUAUUUUUUAUGUUAUGUAUUGUGUGAAGAUUUAUUUUGGUAUCAAGAGUACAAUUUCUGAAUUUAUUAUUUGCCAAACCAUUACAUAUUGAAAUAAGUUAUAUGUACAAUUCUGAAAUGUUAUUGCCAAAAACAGACUAAGGAUCAUCAGAUUUUAUAUAAUUUUGGAACAGAAGAUCAAAAAAUAAUUUCCUUGACAAUCAGUGUUCCUAUCACAUUAUGGAAUAAAACAUUUGAUCUAUUGGUGGUCCAAUUUGGCUGUCCCAAGGAAACAUGGGAGUUGGACGGUCAGAUAAUGAGAGUAUCGCAAGCCCGCUGCCUUGCCCUCAGACUGACGGUGCCACAGAACAUACCCAUAGAUAAAUCGCCAUACAAGAUACCACCAACAGCAUUUGUUUUAGCAGCCAUUGGUCUGAGUGUGUCAUCGUUCAGUCUGAAGCAGCUGCUGCAAACUAAGCAGCAUUUAAAUAUGAAGUGAAUCAGCCUCAUCGGAACUAAGGUUAUCUAGGAUUUUUUAUGUUUUUGUAAUAUGUUUCGACUUUUUUGUUAUAUUGUAUUAAACUAGAAUGGGUCGCGUAAAUAAUAUUCCAAUUUUGUGUUAUAAACGGUACAGAUAUAAAUUCAUUUUGACCAUAAAUUUAUCUCCAUUUUCUCUGUAGCGUUUUUUUUAAUGAUAUACAUCGCAUUUUUUGUUGUAUGAUUAUAUUUUCAAAUAGAGGUGUGAUGACUAUUA